This is a messenger RNA of Aedes aegypti (yellow fever mosquito), 1859 nucleotides long. Its product is annotated as UPF0183 protein CG7083. Gene Ontology annotation, biological process: Golgi to plasma membrane protein transport. Lineage: Eukaryota; Metazoa; Arthropoda; Insecta; Diptera; Culicidae. The transcript is spliced from 5 exons. The coding region runs from base 141 to 1475 and encodes 444 amino acids. Gene Ontology annotation, cellular component: trans-Golgi network. The record is from RefSeq and is a predicted model, not a curated record.
GUACAGUCGUCGUCAGACCAGCCAAAACAAAGAACUGCGUAAAACCAAUUUGUGUCAGUGAAAAACGGAUAUUUCGGGUGAAAAUUGUGCUCUAAAGUGUUGAAAGUAGUCUCAAACGGAAGCUUAAGCCAACGGCCACCAUGCUCGACCUGGAGGUGGUUCCGGAACGUUCGCUCGGAUGCGAUAAUUGGGAGUUUAUUCUCGGCAUGCACUUUUCCCAAGCUGUGGCAAUCAUUCAGUCGCAGGUGGGAAUCAUCAAGGGCGUGCAAGUGUUGUACUCUGAUACGACUCCUCUGAACGUCGACAUUAUCAUCAACCUGCCCCAGGAUGGUAUACGCCUAAUCUUCGAUCCGGUUCAGCAACGGCUGAAAGCGAUCGAAGUAUUCAACAUGAAGCUGGUCAAGCUGAAGUACUACGGUCUUCCGUUCAACUCGCCCGAAGUCGUUCCCUCGAUCGAGGAGAUCGAACACUCCUUUGGCGCCACGCACCCGGGAGUGUACGACGCUUCCAAGCAGUUGUUUGCGCUGCACUUUCGCGGCUUGAGCUUCUACUUCCCGGUAGAUAGUAAACUGCAACCCGGUUACGCUCACGGAUUGGGUUCGUUGCACUUUCCUAGUGGCGCUUCACCGAUCGUUUCGAAGAUGGCUCUCUAUUGCGGUGGAAGUGUCGCGGAGAGCCGUCCUCCCCCGUUGCCGUUGUCUUGUUACAAUCAACAGCUGUAUCUGGAGUCGGCAUCGGUACUGAGAAACUCAUCUGGCACUCGGGGUAUCCGUUUGCAGCUGUAUACGGAGGGCUCUCCACGUGCGUUGGAACCAAGAAAGCAAUGCUUGACACGGGAAGUCAUUUUUGGUGAUAGCUGUCAGGAUGUUGCUAGUAAUCUCGGCGCACCUUCCAGAGUGUUCUUCAAAAGUGAAGAUAAGAUGAAAAUACAUUCACCAAGCGCUCACCGUCGUGUGCAGUCGAAACGAAGCGAUUUCUUCUUCAAUUAUUUCACGCUCGGGAUCGAUGUCCUUUUCGACGCCAGAACGCAGCGUGCGAAGAAGAUAAUAUUGCACACCAACUAUCCGGGGCAUUACAAUUUCAAUAUGUACCACCGGUGUGAGUUUAAUCUUCAGUUGGCACCUGACAAGGUCACUGAAGACACCCCGCUGGAUUCGCCGGUAAAUAUUUCGGCCUACUCCAAGUGGGACACCAUCUCAUCUCGGUUGGCUCCGGCCGAGCGUCCCGUUGUGCUGCAUCGGGCUGGCUCGACCAACACGGCAAACGUUUUUGGAUCGACCUUCUGCUACGGCUAUCAGGACAUCAUCUUCGAGGUAAUGCCUAACAACUACAUCGCUUCGGUUACGCUGUACCAUCCGUCGCCGUAUUCCAACGAGUAUGCCUUCGGAAGCGGCAGUAGUGCCAGCAGCGUUAGCAACAGUACGCGCAAUUUGCUGCAGGACGGCAACAAAAGUAAUAUCCGCGUUAGCGCAUGACCGGCCAUCAGCUUCAAUGAACUGAUUCUCGAUGGACGGUAUCUAAGCUGUGUUAACUAGUUCGGAACUGGCAUUCUUUCUAAAACGUGCAUGAACAUAUUAUUCUUAGAGGGAUUAUGCGGGAAGGUAUUCACUACUCCUUCCUCAUCUGGUAAGUCCGUUUUUUUUCUAUUUUAUCUCUAAGUUAGACCGUCAAGAUCGAUUAUGGUAAGACACAGUAGUAGAAUGUUUCAAAUUGGAAAAUGUUUCAUACAUAUAGCAUGUGUAGUACUAUUUUUUCAAUUGAAACAAAAACCAUCGUAACUUAUUCAUAGUUCUCAAACAACAAAAUGCGAAAAAAAAGUUAAAAACAAGUAUUUAAUUUAUUGCCAUAUAUGGCAGUAG